This is a messenger RNA of Morchella sextelata, 312 nucleotides long. RefSeq lists its product as uncharacterized. Gene Ontology annotation, molecular function: RNA binding. Bases 1 to 312 code for a protein of 103 amino acids. The record is from RefSeq and is a predicted model, not a curated record. The transcript has a single exon. Lineage: Eukaryota; Fungi; Ascomycota; Pezizomycetes; Pezizales; Morchellaceae. Gene Ontology annotation, cellular component: catalytic step 2 spliceosome; intracellular anatomical structure.
AUGGCCUCCGCUGACCGUUCCACCGAAACCGAGGAAUACCUUCCUAGUCUCUACCGUCCUUCAACAGUUCUCCCCAUAUCUCGACACCGAAAUGCUCUUCUGUACCUCAUCGAAAACCAUCCAGUGACCAUCGUAGUAGGCCAAACCGGGUCAGGAAAAACCACACAGCUACCCCAAUAUCUAAACGAAGCGGGAUGGGCACGAGAUGACAAGAUUAUCGCGUGUACGCAGCCCAGGAGGGUUGCAGCCACCACAGUCGCAACAAGGGUGGCCGAAGAAAUGGGUGUGAGGCUGGGUGAAGAGGUUUUGUGA